UCAGCUGUCAUGAUUGACUUACGACCUACCCGAGAUCAUCAACAGGACAGGUAUGUCCACAUAGUUUCGCCCAGGUGAAUGGUUGAAAGAGGCGCGAGCUUCACCUGUUGCGCGACUGAAAACGAGUCGCUCCGUUUAUUUUUUUUAACAACUAGUUUGGCGAGUGCUUUAGUUCGUCCACAGGUUUCCUGUAAGCCUCUCUGUACAGUUCACCGGCGACAUGGAUGCUGAUUCACUGUUUGGUCCAUCAGGUCUGAUUAUGGAGAAUGGGAUCAACAGCUCCUGGAAUCCUUUCCAUUCAAACCUACAGAGUCCAGUGAAUGGAGAUCAAGAUGAUAUUAACUCGAUCAGAGAAAACCACACGGCUCAGGGCUACGAUGUGGAAACGGUUGAAGAGGAAAACAGUGUGUUACCUAAUGUAACAGGACAAAGCAAUGGCAUUCAUCAGACGCCUCCGUGUUCAGACUUUACUGUGGAUCCUUUUCCUCCACCUGAUUUUUAUAAAGAUAACACACCUGAUGUGUUUCGAACCACAUCAGCAUCAGGCAUUUGGGGUGAAGAAACAGACAUCUUCCAGCCUUUUAAAGAAAAAGUGGACACUGAUGUGACGCAAAGCAGUUCAACCAAUCAGAACACAGAAUCCUCGUCUUCAUCCAAUCAGAGGGAUCCUCUGCUGGAUUUCAUCCUCUCCAGACGAAGCCUGGACGGAGCCAGACCCUCCUUCACAUCACCGUCCGAUCCUGGCGAUGUUUUCCAAGAAACAUCCACUAAAACAGACAGUCUCUUCGAGACACCGUACGUCUCUAACACUGACCCAGUAUUUGAUGAUAUUUUCAAGACACCCUCGUCCACGGCAGGAACCUCUGACAUCAAAGCAUUCGAUCCUCUGUUCAACCCUCAGAAUGAAGUUCAGUCCGAUCGGAAUAGCAAUUAUGAUCUGCUGCUCACCGGUCAAGAUACAAAGCAGGAUGAUCAUAUGUCUCAUGUUGGUUUGCAGAAUGGAGACGUUCAAGAGAUUCUUACCUCAAACACCUCCAAUGGAGACCUGAUGUUCAGGAGACGUCCGCCGAAACCUGCUCCUCGCAGUAAAGCCGCUAAGAGCGCCCAUCAGACUCAGAACACGACGGCUGAGCUCGAGAACGAUCUGCCGGUUUAUGAGGAUGUUCUUCUUAUCGGUCAGGAAAGGUGUGUGGAGGAUUGGCCCGAACACAGUCCAGAACUCGAUCCAGAAUGGAAACCGGCUGGGAAAUUCAGGCUUCGGAGAGACUCUAUACGGGUUGCAGAAGUGUCUGAUGGAGUUGAUGGGAUUGCGAAGAAGAAUGGAAAGCAGACUCUGGGAAAAAAACUGCGACACUCUCUGCUGAUCAGGAGGAGCUCAAAGGAUAAAAUUGGAGAUGAAGUGAAGAGCUCUGAGACUAACUCAAACACGCUGGAUCGAGGGUCAAAGCUCAUCGUUGACAGCACGGAUGAGUUUUUCGCUCUAGAUGAAGAGCAGAAUGAAGCCGGCGAGAUUAAAUCAAAGAAAUCAUCAAAACCCAAGAUUAUUUCACAGCGCAGAGGAUCGAAGGGGAAACACACUGAAGCUUCAGCUAAAGGAUUCACUCCAGACUAUCAGGAUGAUUUAAUGUCCUCAUCCAAAACCGCUGAUCUCACAUCUCUGGGAGAGAAGAAGGAUGAAGAUAUGGACUGCAAACCGAAGAAAUUCAAGCCUCCUGUGCCACAUCGACCAUCAAAGGAUGUUUCUGCAGUUGCUCUGAAAUCAUUGCCUGGUCCUCCUCCAUCGAUGCAGUCAAAGUCCUUUUCCAAAGAUCCCUUUUUGGAAGGAGACGUGGAUCUCGGCUAUUCACUCCAUGACAGACAUCAGAAGACGGCAGAGAUCGAGACGCAACCGGUUGAAGACACAGAGGGGAUCAGUGGGAAUGCUGAUGGACAGAAACACAAAAAGAAAGUCAAAGUCAAAUUUGUUCCUCAAAGAGGGUUUGUGAUCGGCUUAUCAAAGGUUGACAAGGCAAAUAAUGAAACAAAGGAAGAAAUACCACAUUUUAAGGAGAAUGACGAUGCUGAACUGAAGGGAGCUUGUGGUUUCACACCUCAUCCAGAACUUAAGGAUCACGACGGGCUGGAUGAGCUGAAGGGAAUGAGCAGUUACACGCCUCAGGAGCUCAAGGAAGACAUGUUACAGAGAACCGAAGCCGGACGCAGUUAUUCACCAAACAAUUUCAAGAGUUCAUAUUCCAAUGGGUUUAUGGGUCCAUCUUCAUGGGAUUCAAAGGCAGAUGAUUGGGAGAAAGACGGCUAUAAAGCAGCAGAUCUCUUCACAUCUUCAGACUUCAGUGAGAAACAUCAGGAAAUGCAAGACUGUCGACCUAAGAAAGCAGGGAAGUUUAAAGUCCUUCGUUUACACCGCAGACAGUCAAAGAGCAUUGAAGAAUCUGAGAUCAGGACAACUAAAGAUUAUGACGAGAUGAAGAAGCCUCCUAUUCUUAAAGUGCCGCCGCUGUCCCGCCGAGACUCAAAGAGCGUUGAGGAAGACGAGGUCCCUCAGAAGGGUGCAGAUCUGUUCAAGGCCCGAGACGCUGAGCUGGCGGAGGACGUCGGCUGGGAGGAAUACACACCGGACAAUAAACCACAGAAACCUAAAGAAACUGACUCGGAUCGCAGAAGGUCAAAGGAUACUUUUCCCGAAGACUUUCUGGACUCUCUGGGUGCCACGUCUGGAGAUUAUCACCUGUCUGAUGCUGCUAAGGCUGAGUGGAUGUCGGCUCAGAUGGACAUGAGGCGACUGAGAGAUCAAGAGGAAGAGCAGAAGCGUGAGGAAGAGGAGGAUGAAGGGGACACUGACAGUCUGAUGGAGUGGUGGAAUACAGUCGAGUUUUGGGAUGAACUUCCUUCCAAUGAGACGAUCAGCUCUAAAGAGGAAGAGACCAUAUCGUUUAAAGCAGUCGCUGAUAAGGUCCAUCGUGGCCUCCGAGUGUACCUGAAGCUCUUCAUGGAGCGAGCCGAGCUGCUCUACCAGCACGUGCUGAUCUUAUACGGCAUCGCAGACGACAUCAGCAACUUCCACCAUCGCACUAAAAUCGCCAACAUCACGGGCGGCACGACCACAGCCGUCGGCGGAGCCGCGGCCAUCGCAGGACUGGCGCUGAUUCCUGUUACGUUUGGCGCUUCCAUCAUCGUCUCGGCCAUCGGACUGGGCGUGGCCACGGCGGGCGGCAUCACGGCGGCUUCAGCCAGCAUUUCAGACAAUAUCCACAACAUGCAUGACCGUAAGAAGAUCGAGAUAAUCAUUCAGGACUACGAGGCUCAGCUGGUGGAAAUGCAGCGCUGUUUGCGAUUCAUCAUUGAAGGUCUUUGUCGAUUGCGCGUUCAUCCGCUACUGCGACGCAACAACUACUACACCGGUGACUGGGAAGUGCGACGGGCGCUCCAAACCAUCAAUCUAGUUACUGACCCGGUCGAGCGAGCUAUAGAAAUCACUAACAACACUCUGGCCAAGUUAGCCGGUCUGCAUACAGGAAUAGACAAGUACUUCACUAAAGACAUGAAGGAGGUAAAGAAGGGCUGUAAGAAGGAGGUGACGGCGGAGGUGCGAAGCCUGGCCAAACAACUGCACGAAGGUUUAGUGGAGCUCAACUCCAUCAGAGAGCAGCUGCUCGAUGCCAGCGGAAACAUCUGAAGUCAAUCUCAGAGUCGCUGUGUGUGAUUUUGGUCCCAGCUGUCCGCGCUCCCAUUGGCUGAUUUGCUUUGCUGCUCAUUUGCAUAAAAGAAACUCUGCUCAACCUGCUGGAAAUCACCAACUCCCACUGAAAAUGAAUGAAGUGCGGCUGCUUUGUUGCAGCAAAUCGCUGUCAGUGUGAAUGCGUCUUACAAGGGAUUGAAAUGAGUUUUUCUCUUGAGAAAGAAUGACUUUUGAUGAAAUAAGAAAUCCAUUCAGCAUGCAAAUGAUUGCCACACCACACAAUAAAAAAAAGUAAAAACGCUAA
Molecule: messenger RNA, 3983 nt
Organism: Megalobrama amblycephala (Wuchang bream)
Lineage: Eukaryota; Metazoa; Chordata; Actinopteri; Cypriniformes; Xenocyprididae
Exons: 38
Coding region: 221-3676 (1151 amino acids)
Biological process (GO): lipid transport; lipoprotein metabolic process
Cellular component (GO): extracellular region; membrane
Molecular function (GO): lipid binding
Source: RefSeq, a predicted model, not a curated record